Messenger RNA from Epinephelus lanceolatus (giant grouper), 1444 nucleotides. Lineage: Eukaryota; Metazoa; Chordata; Actinopteri; Perciformes; Serranidae. The record is from RefSeq and is a predicted model, not a curated record.
CAGUGUCCGAUCAGAAGAUACAAGUAUAGAGGAGAGGAGCGGAAGGAAAACGGAGCUCCUGUUCGUCCCCCCGCUUCAGCACCGCAGGGAGGAGACACGCAGAGGAGGAAAGAUUCCCCUAAACGCAGUGAGAGCGUCGGAUGAGGAGAAGAGGAGAGCGGAGGGCAUUGGAUAGGUAACAACAAGGAUGGCAGCUCCAGACUUAUUGGACCCUAAAUCCGCCACUCACAACACCAAGCCCCGCCUCUCCUUCUCCACAAAGCCAAUCACACUGACUCCCCGGGAGGAGAGUGAGGUGGUUGCCACAGUGAUGAAAUGGAAGACGGUGUCAGCCAUCUUUCUUUUGGUGGUUCUGUACCUGGUGAUUGGAGCAGCAGUCUUCAGAUCCCUGGAGCAGCCUCAUGAGAGCGCCCAGCGUUUGGCCAUCCUGUCCCAGAAGCUGGAGUUCCUGUCCAGACACUCCUGUGUCAACCAGACCCAGCUGGAGGAGCUGGUUAAGCAAGUUGUGUCUGCUAUCCGCUCAGGAGUGAACCCUGCAGGGACACUGACCAACCACAGCAGCCUGUGGGACCUGAGCUCUGCCUUCUUCUUCGCUGGGACUGUCAUCACCACCAUCGGUUUUGGGAACAUCUCUCCCCACACAGAAUGUGGAAGGAUCUUCUGUAUCAUCUAUGCGUUGCUGGGGAUACCUCUGUUCGGCUUCCUGUUGGCUGGUGUAGGAGAUCAGUUCGGCACCAUAUUCGGCAAGGGUAUCGCCAGAGUGGAGAAAAUGUUUGUGCACUGGAACAUCACUCAGACAAAGAUCCGGGUCAUCUCCACCCUUCUGUUUGUGCUGUUUGGCUGCCUGCUGUUUGUGGCGCUCCCAGCAGCCAUCUUUAAACACAUCGAGGGCUGGUCUGCGCUGGAGUCCCUGUACUUUGUGGUCAUCACCCUGACCACCAUAGGAUUUGGAGACUUUGUGGCAGGUGGCUCAGAAAUAGAGUACUUGGAUUACUAUAAACCAGUUGUAUGGUUCUGGAUUCUGGUGGGACUUGCCUACUUUGCUGCCAUCCUCAGCAUGAUAGGAGACUGGUUCAGAGUCAUCUCCAAGAGGACGAAAGAAGAGGUAGGAGAGAUCCGAGCUCAUGCUGCAGAGUGGACGGCCAACGUCUCAGCAGAGUUCAAAGAAACACGGCGACGUGUUAGUGUUGAGAUCUACGAUAAGUUCCAGCGUGCCACCUCGAUUAAACGCAAAUUGUCCUCUGACUUGGGAUCCAGUCCUGGCCCUGAGCUCACUCUGCCGAAGAGGACCGUGUUGGUCAAUUUCAACGAUGAACGAGACAGAAAUGAGAGGGAGGCUGGGCAGCAGGGCCUUGUGACACCUCCGGCUAGAAAUGGCGGUUUGCUCAUCAACGGUUUGGACCCAGAGAGAGGAGACAACUCAGUCACUGAACACCUCAAGUAG